This is a messenger RNA of Aspergillus thermomutatus, 936 nucleotides long. Its product is annotated as asparaginase. The coding region runs from base 1 to 936 and encodes 311 amino acids. The transcript has a single exon. NCBI's taxonomy places the organism in Eukaryota, Fungi, Ascomycota, Eurotiomycetes, Eurotiales, Aspergillaceae. The record is from RefSeq and is a predicted model, not a curated record.
AUGACACUAGCUCGCUCCACAGCAAAGCCUGUGCAAGCACUGGCUGUUAUCGAAACAGGUGGCUUUGAUCAGUUCAAAUUCGACGAGGCCGACCUGGCCUUGAUGUGCGCGUCGCACAGCAGUGAGGAAAGACAUAUUGGCCGGGCUCUCAAUAUGUUGACCAAAGUUCAAGGCAAAGAAACAGAUCUUCGCUGCGGGGGCCACCCAGCCCUGUCGGACUCGGUGAAUCGCAACUGGAUCAAGCGCGGAUACAAUCCCACCGCCGUGUGCAACAACUGCUCAGGCAAACACAUUGGCAUGCUUGCCGGCUCCAAGGCGAUCGGUGCGGAUAUAAUGACGUAUCACCAUUCAACGCAUCCACUUCAGUCUCGAGUGAAACAAGUGGUGCAGGAACUAUGUGAUUUGGAAGCACAAGAUGUGAAAUGGGGCGUUGAUGGCUGCAACCUUCCGGCACCCGCCUUUCCCCUCCAUUAUCUUGGAAGAAUAUAUGCCAUUAUAGCCUCUUCGGCUGACCAAAUGGAAAAAGAUGAUUCUGCGUCACCAAGGACGCAAGCGUUGUGCCGAAUCUACCAUGCAAUGGCUCACUACCCCGAACUGGUCGGCGGGGAUGGGCGUUUUUGCACUGUGCUCAUGCAGGCAUUCCAAGGACGACUGAUUGGCAAGCUUGGGGCAGACGGCUGCUAUGGAAUAGGCAUUCGAGCAUCAAAGCAGACUGCAAAGCUUGGAGCAACAGGUGCAGUGGGCAUUUCUGUGAAAAUUGAGGAUGGAAAUAUUCCAAUUUUGUAUUCAGCAAUCCUGGAGAUCUUGGAACAGCUCGAGAUCAGAUCAUCAGAUAUGCGCAAGGGGCUCGAUGGUUUCCAUCAUCCGGCCAUUUUGAAUACAGCCGGCGUCGUUACCGGACAUGUUAUCCCUGCUCUCAAGCUACGCGCUGCCUGA